UAAUUGUUAAUUGUAGCAUACAGCACAAUGAGGGACCUGCUGGUGUUGGUCUUCUAGGGAGGGAUGAAGUUGGAGACAAUAUGUUUUUGGGAACCGUUGGUAACUAAACAUCGACAUCUUCUCCGCAUUGAGAACUUCAAACCCCAUACAAGAAAUUCGUGAAUUCACUGGGAAAGCCGAGUGAGAUGGAAGAGUCCCAGCGCAUCUUAAAACCGAGCCGUCACGCACGCAAUGGAAAGAGCGAGAGGGGAGUAGGGGCCAUCCCGCCGUGUCGCGCGCAGACCCUGCGGUCAAUACUCGGCGCGGCACGGUCGAGGGAGGAAGCGGACGGACGAGCGAGCUGGAAAUAAAGGAGCUGGUAGCCCCGUAUUUGCCAGAUACUGAUACAUUUCUACAAGGAAAAACACCAAUACCCCCUCCUUUCUCUUCAAACAGCCUUCUUGUUGCCCCUCUACAGGGAGGAACCAACCGAAAUCAGUGUCUCAUAGAUUCACCGUGUUUUAAUUUAGUUUCGGGAAUUGCCGGACCAAAUACGAACAAAUUAUGUGACUUAUACAAGGGUGUAGAAACCCUAACACAACAACAAGUUACGAUUUCGAGUGGCAACGAAAUUGAAACAGUGUCUAGUGGCUGAAGCUUCAGACAUUUCUUUCUCUUGCUUUAAAACACGUAUUCGAUUUUUAACAUUUCGUCUCUGUGCACGUAUGAAAAAUACCUACGCGUGUUUCUUUUCGGUUCAGUGAUGUGUCGUCGACAGGGGUUUGUUGGAGAUUUCACUCCACUCUUCUCCAUCUGUCAUCGUUUUCAUCAUUACCACCGUCUUCUGUGUGGCAGCGUCUGGCUCUAACUUCGCAAAGGAGGAGAUCCAACGUGGUGAGGGGAAGGAAGUAACCGUGCUGGCAACACAAGUGGGAAGAGCAACAGUGAUGGGUUUAUGGAUAUUAUUUGUGCUUUCGACAGCUGGGAUCGUAGGUACUGUGGAGGUCCACUUCGAGAACAAAGAUGGAGGCUUUUUCCUCAAGCAUGUUCCUCGCCAGUAUUAUCCUGCAGUGGCUGAUCUGGCUGGGGCAUCUGGAGGUAUAGGAUCUUCUCUGGAGCCUCGAGGUGGGGUUCCAGCAAGCACCAGCACUACCAGUAAUAAUGAUGCCAGCUCAUCCGUCCUCAGUGUGGAUAGAUUUACCGUGUUUCAGACGUCACAGCCUAUAUCAAUACGUGCCACAUACGGCCCGUUCUCCACAAAGCAGACUGUACCGGCUCGGUACAUAGUUCCAGACCCAUUGGAUCCGCUGCCAAUUCCUGAAAAACCUCAGCUGCAUUCAAGUAACUCCAGCACGGCAUCUUCUUCAGUCCUUCUCGAUAUGGAUCUCACGGCCUCCGCGUCGCAUCACCUGGACAUGAGUGCUCAUAUUGUGCGAACAGAGAUCCCUCGCGACUCUCCAGUGCUCCGGGUCCUGUUUCAUACCGGUUCGGACCCCGGAGGAAGGCGGCAGCUGUUGCUAAGGAACCAUCAGCGUGUCUGCAUCGUCCUCCACGCCGUACUGGGCGAGAGACCCGCAUUGACGGCCGCGUGCAGUCCCGAUGGUGAAGAUGGUGUUUGUCUUGCUCAAGUGACAAUUCCUGCCAACUGGUGGGCCCCGAUGCCGCCCCCGGAUAACACCGGACGAGCUAGCAAACCGGUGAAAACUCCGCAGCGGCUAGUUCAGGUGGCGUACUCUGUGCUAGAGCCGCGCACGGGCACGGAUGGUGAGGGCACGAAGGAUGAUGGCGGCUGUAUACCUCGAGUGCAGAUCCAGCCGAUGACACCACUGGCCGCGGUGCCACUCGUGCCAGCUCGGUCCGCGUACCGCGAACUACGAUCCGACGACUUGUUGACGAUGAUGGUGCCACACGCACCACUGUAUCCGUUGUCGCGUCUCCACAUCCCCGUGUUUCUCCAGCCACGACCCGAGUACCCAGUCUCCGUAUUCAUUAUCAGGGCCAGAGUGAAGAGCGGACUGAGGUUACUUGGAGCUGAUGCGAGUACAGAGCAGUGGAAUGUGAGUGUGGAUCUGAACCCCAAGCACACAGUAGCCACAGCAACGGCCAUCCGCAGAGAGAGCAACGCAGACCAGCAAUCCGGACAGCAAAAGGUUUUGCCGAGGGUGGAGGAAGUGUUCUCGUGGCUACUGGAAGUGGUGGAGGACAGCUCUGACCUAUGGGACGGCGGCCGCAUCGUAUGGAGCGUGCGUUACAUUCUCGAGGGAGCCGAAAGUAGCUCACCGUUUAUGCGUCCAGGAAAAAACAUCCGGCAACUGCAUGGUGGUCAUGGCCAUCAUGUAGCAAAUGGCGGCAGUCGAUCCAGCACCCAGCGCCGCCCCUUGAGGGAUGGAAUUUUGGAGGAGACUCGCCGAAAACUGACAGCACGACUCGAAAUUCAGAAAGAUGACAUCCAGUCGGUGCUGCCCAUAUCCAAGAACUGGGACGUCAUCAACACGGCCGUGCUGACUGGGCGCCAGGUCUCUCAGGCGAUGAAAGUGUUCAUCGUGAGCCAGGCAGGCAAGGUUGCAGAUGUCACCCUGCAGUCAUCCUGCCAUUCAGAGGACGAAAGUGUGCUCAAGGUGUCAUCAUCAUGCAGUUCUGUGUAUGUGGAUGGCUCUGAAAUUCGUGGAUCAUCUAAUGCCUCAGUGCUGGUUAAGUAUGGGACCUACACCGGCCUAGCCAAAUUCACAGUAUGGAUGCCAGAGUUUCCUUUGGAAGUUAAUGUGGCUGACUUUCGGCUCAGCCAGGUGAAGGGUUGGAAAGUACCUGAGGAACAUGUAAGUGCAAAAAUUAAAAGGUCAUCAGAUGAUACUCAAAAUAAUCGACCUGGGCCAUACAGAGGUUGGCCUAACACAGGAGCAAUGCUUCCGGAAGAUGUAGGAAAUGGUAUUGAUCAAGAACGUCACACAGUCUGUCGACUUCGUUUCCAGCAAAGUCCAGUAGAGGUGUAUGCCCACUUUCUAGCCACAGACCAUGAUUCAGGCAGAGUCAGUUAUUUUGUAAGUCGUCGAACUUCACUUCGUGUCACUGAUCUAGUACUGAGUUUACUACGUGUGUCUGAUCCACGAAUAGCAAGUUUGCACGGAUGUAUUUUACAAGGCCGGAGCAUUGGAAGAACAGAGGUCCAGGUACUGUCUCCCAUCACAGGAAGAGUAAUUGGUGCAAAGGAAGUUCGAGUAGUCAAUGACAAAGUGAGCAUAACAAGACUUCAGGUGAGAGUGGUCUCGGGCUUGCAGCUGUCCAUUGUGCCGGACAAUGCAGUAGAGAAUGGUUACAUUGCGGAGACAUCAGUGACUAGGAAGUUGACAGCUCAAUACCAGGAAGGAUUGUUGGAUAUUGACAUGGAGUUUUCAGACGGCUUUCGGACUCCACUACGUGAUGUCGCUGUGAGUGAUUUCUACCUUCUGGUGGACAGUUUAGAUCCUGAAGUGGUUGCAUUUGCUCCAAUGGUUGCUUCUCAUCAUCCACGUGUAAUAGCUGUGGGUGAGGGUCACGGUGAUCUACUGCGGGUGGCCCUUCUGCUGGCUGAAGAAUGUCGUGGGAGUACGGCAGUACGUCGAGGUGGUGCUAGCGGUGGAGCCAGUAAAAGUACUGGCAAAGGCAAUAUAGGAGGACCAUUAGCAGCUGCAUCAGCACACGUUGAUGUGGACUUUUCUGCUAGUGAAGUGCCACAGAGGCCGGACUUUGUGCAGAAUGAUGGAGGUGGAAAUGUGGGAUCAGGCCAUGGUGGACGUGACAGGAAAAAUAGCAGAGAGAUGGCUGCUGAUCUGCGUGACAUUCUGAAAGGUAUUCCACUGAAGGAUGAAAACAAUCACGAGCCAACAGUUGAGGCACGUCAACACCAUUCAGCUGCUGCUAAUGGUAUGGCAUCAGGAGUUGGAAUGAGACCGCACAACAGCAUGCACAUGACUCCCCUUGAAAUUGGAAUGUAUGUACUGCUGGCAGCCUUCUGCUUUGCUAUUGUGGUGUUUGUUGUAUCAUGUGUUGUGUAUGCCUCCAAGUUUAAACCUCAGGCUAUAGAUUCUUCAAGCGGUAAUACUGGUGGAGGUUCAAGUGGUCUUCACAGUUUGGGUGCUGCAGUUAGUAAAGUUACAGGAGGUAGUGGAAUUAGCAGCAUUGGUUUGGCUGCUAGUGGACAUCUGGGAGGAAAAAGACAGCCACGAGAAUCCACAACAAAUGCACAUGAUUGGGUUUGGCUAGGCAGGGCGACUCUUGAACGAGCAUCCGGUCACAUGGUGACAGGCGAGAUCUCUAGUCCUGGCAUAUCUCCACCUAUAUGCAGCAAUAACAAUAAUGUGUCUGGUAAAGAACAGAUAAACAUCACUUCAAAUCCUAUGAGUUAUAGUACAGCAGAUAAUAUGGAAAAUGAACAACAAAAUCUAGCAACUUGUUUUGACAACCCUAACCAUAUUGAUCUGCCAUCACGACCACCAGCCAUUGACAGCGCAACCUACAGUAAGAAAGAGAAGAUUCCAAGCAGACAUCACCAUCCUGCGCCACCUCCUACACCAAAGCAACAUCAUAAGUCCCAGCAUGUGGUCAAGGAAUCCGCUGCAGAUAAAUUGUGGCAAAUCACACCUCCUCCCCCUCCACUUCCACCACAUGGUAUUCCACCAGAGAAACAGCUGCAACAUCAUGGAGAAAGUGCAGAAGGAACUGAGGCAGCAGAAUACAAGCCUCCAGUUCCACCUCAUCGCAAUAUAGGUGUUACAGCCCGCAUUGGUCCUUCGAGGCAGCCAGGAUUAAUGCCUGGAUUUUUACCACAGCACCAACAGCCACCACCUCCACCUCCACCACCACAACAGCAGUUACCAGAUAAUGGUAUUACCUGUGUAACUGCAGAUCAGAGGGUCGAUGCAAUUCCGGCAACUGCGAUGGCCCCAAAUCCGGCCCCACCGCGGCGCCAUCAUCACCAUCAUCACCAUCACAGAAACAUCAACAAUAAUCACCGCAAUGGCAAAUUCAGUUCUUCUGUGCAUCACCAUGCAGCCGAUUCAGUUGCUGUACCUAAACCUGUGGACCAUCUACCUGAGGAGACUAACAGUAGGCAGAAGAACUAUAACCAAGAAUUAACCAAUCUCCAGCAGCUGAGGUACCAUCACUCGAAAGAAGACAUUGCCAAAAAUCAGCAACCGAAACGGCAGUUCAAAGAAGGAACGUACAUUACAUCCCGAGAGGAAGAUGAUGACGAUGAAGAUGCCCUUCCUGAUCCUACUUUUGUAGAGUUUCCAUCUGAAGGUGUCAUGGCUUGUGGUGGAGUCCAGCACAGAGGCAACAGUCCGGAAGUGAAGCGAGCAACAAUAGUGGGAAAUCCCAUGUUUUCUGCCACAGAAUAUGAUGGUGAGGCUGAAGAUUUCAGGGUGCAAGAGGAACUUCUUGGUCUGGAGGACCUCAAUCUUGGUAUGAACUAUGACCAAAUUAUGGAAUACUUUGAUAAUCUGAAGGAAUCCAAUGCUUGAAUUCACCUGCACAUUUCUUGCCUACUGUAAUAGCUGCAGCUGAAAUAAAACAUUUUUACUGGUGUAAAAUGUAACUGCAACAUCCACCUAACGGUGUGAAGAGGAAGUGAUCUUUAUGUAUUGUGUUCUCAAAAGUGAUAACAUUUAUUCUACUCUAGUCAAAAAUUGUCACUACUGCUUAAAACAGAAGCACUAUGAAGCUUCAAGAACUUAGAAUUAAGACAUUAUCUAAUGGUAAAAUUAUGUGAACCAACUAACCUAACCUCACAAAUCCACUUGUCUUCAUGUGCCAUUUAAUUCUGUACACCAGUUAAUGAAAAAAUCCAAAAAUCAAACUGUGAGCAAAUUACUUAUAUCAUAUGUGACCAUAACAACUUAGAAUUUUGUCACAUAGCUUUAUAACAAGUAACGGGACAUUCCUCGACUACAAAGUAAAUCAUGCGUCAUUUCUAUUUCUUUGUACAUAAAUAUGUUGUGACUUCUGGGUAUUAAUAUUAUUACAUCAUAUCAAAGUCAUCAUCUAUCAAUGCAUGGAAAAUUUAGAGAGCAUGUUGAAUGGAUUUCAGAGUAUAAGGUAUUGUGGUUACUAGAUUGUCAGACAUGGCCAGUAAAUUACGAUAGAAUGUUUGAUGUUCCUAUUUUCCCCACCUUACUACUUGUAGUUACAUAAAUCCAUAAAUACAGAGAACAAUUUAUUCAUUAUCUGGGACAUAAACCAAGAAUACUCUUCUUUUGUCUUUCUAAUCAUAAGAACAUGGCGCAGUUAUACUACAUCAUGCAUUUUUUUAAUUUGAACUUAACUAUUGUAUAAAACAAUCAUUUUCAUAGUUUUAUUAUGGAAAUGGUCACUUAUUCUUUCUUUAUGUAGUCACACUUUAGAUAUUUAUUGCAGUUUUCCCUUGUAAAUUUUGUGUUGUAAAAUUUUGUAAAUAUAGAAAUGAUUCAUAUUGUAUGCACCAUGACACUGUUGCACAUUUUAUAUAAACAAAUUAAUAUUUACCAAAUUUGUAUACAUAUGAGAGAAUAAUUGUAGUAGAAGUUUCCUUUUCUUGAUAGUUUCUUUUAAUGUCCUGGCAAGGACACCUUAUAAAUGGCAUGGUAAUCUGUAUCCUUUCAGUACCAUAUCAAAAUUUGUUGGUAUUGGCAGUAACAAUUUCUUGCUAGACUCAUAGCUAAGUUUAGAGAGUAGAAUUAAUUAUACCAUUGUUGUUAAAUGAAUCCCAUCUUCAAUAUUGCCAAGUUUAGUCUGGAAUGAAUAAAAGAUAUCCUCCUUCACAGUGAUAAAUUGUACGAUGUUGUUUUAGAAGAAAUACCGAAUAAAAAGAUUGCCCAUAUCGAAAUAUCAGUUGCUGUAAUGAAAUAUGAAUAGCAUUGUUAUUGAAACAGCUUUUGAAUACUGAAGCAUGCAAUCUGACAUAUUAGUGUGUUAGUGUUUCUAUCAAUGAUCUAUGUACACUAAAUGUGAUGUGCAAGUGUGUUGAUGUAUCUGUUAGUAGAUGUACGUAUGACGCAAUGAUUGAGUAACAGUACGUAAAAGUAUGACUUCAAAGUUUCACUUGGCUUUUAUAUAUCCUUAAGCGGCCCAUCCAUGUAUGAGUCUGGCUCAGCGAGCUUGACUCGUGAGCGGGGCUCGGAUAUAUUUCACCGCACAUGCAUAGUAGACUCGGCUCGUGACACCCCACCCACAAACGCGUCUGGCUCAAUGGAACCCGAGCCGAGCCGGACUCACAAGCCAGACUCGUACGUGGAUGGGCUGCUUUAAAACUCAUAAUAUUAGCAUUACACUGAUGACAGUGUACAGUCCUGUGCUCAACAUACUUUACUGGCAUUUUUGUCGUCAAUAUCUAUGAUCGCUGCAUGCGAUGUUACUUUCUAAGUAAUGAAAAAGUGAAAUGGCACUUGCGUGUCAGUUUAAUGGAUGACUAACUCAGCACUGUCAUUCAGUAUUGCAAUAUAGACAUUUAACUUAAGUUACACUGUCUGUAAUUUCUUGAAAUGUAUGAUAUCAGAAUGAAAACUUUAAGUGUACAUAUUAAUGUCAGUCAACAUAAUGUUAAAGAAUAAGUAUACAGCUGUUGUCUCACUAAGUAGAUGUAUUCUCAAUGAGGCUGUCACUGCAAUCAAACAAAUUCACUCAUGGAUACUCAGUUGAUGGAAAAGAGAAGUGAACAGACACAGAUAAGUGAGAUUCAGGUUCUCUCGGUGAUGCAUUUGAAGAUAACAUUGUACAUUUUGGAAAAUCCCUUCAGUGCUUACUUAACAUGGUGUAUUAGAUUUCCUCCUUAUGUGUGUUAUAAGAAAUUUGAUAUUAGUAAGCACAGAGUUGAGCAAACAGAGCCAUAUUCUAAUCUUAACAUCCGAUUUGGCCCCACAGGCCACCCAGCCUAUGGGAUCAGAUGAAUAGACGUCAGUAAUGAACGUGCUGACUGUUUAACAUUUAAGAUAAUUGUAUGCCUAAUGUCUUCAAUACAAAUAAAACCAUUUAUAAUCUUUGUGUAUUCAGCUAUCCAUAGAAGAAAGUAAAGUUCAAAUUGAAGUAAUGUAUA
Messenger RNA from Zootermopsis nevadensis, 8023 nucleotides. RefSeq names its product transmembrane protein 132C dtn (gene dtn). Lineage: Eukaryota; Metazoa; Arthropoda; Insecta; Blattodea; Termopsidae. The record is from RefSeq and is a predicted model, not a curated record.